Messenger RNA from Selaginella moellendorffii, 1400 nucleotides. RefSeq names its product adenine nucleotide transporter BT1, chloroplastic/mitochondrial-like. The record is from RefSeq and is a predicted model, not a curated record. The coding region runs from base 138 to 1193 and encodes 351 amino acids. Gene Ontology annotation, biological process: transmembrane transport. The transcript is spliced from 4 exons. NCBI's taxonomy places the organism in Eukaryota, Viridiplantae, Streptophyta, Lycopodiopsida, Selaginellales, Selaginellaceae.
AUUUUACAGACUUUAUCUGGCCACGUAUUUCGGAACACUUGUCGAUCGUUGGAACUGCCCAAAGCGCUUUACUCUGGGGCGAGAAACUUCGAAAAAUUAGAAGUGCGAGACAGAGAACUCACGAUCUCCACAGCGCAAUGGGGUCUGGAGGCUACAAUGCAGCGCUUCUGUGCCUUGCGAGCAUUGGAAACACCUGGAGCGAUGGCUACAAAGAUCCCAAGGAGACUGUUCAGCAUCUUCGCAUUCCCGUUCCGGAAACCACAGUUCCAUUUCUGGGAUUCGUCAAAAGCCUCGCCUUGAAACAUCUCAUCUGCGGCACCAUAGCAGGGGCGGUGUCUUCGGCGUCGUGUGCGCCACUCGGGGCGGCUAAAACGCGAGUGAUCGCUCGGAGAGGAGGAACCUCCACGUCGGAAGUCCUAACCAACUUGUCCAAGAAGCCUGGAGGCAUUCUCGGCCUUUUCCCGGCCUCGCUCUCUAGCUGGAUGAUGAUGAUCUUCAUUGGGUCGCUCAAGAGGGGCGUCCAGUUCCUCACCUUUGAGUCCGUCAAGAGGAGCGAGGAGAGAAGACACACCAGAGAUCCCAAGGUUGUUCCACUGCUGCCGCGAGAGGUCUCCAUUUCCACACUUUCGGGAGCUCUCUCUGCUGUGACUUCCCUUCUCACUACGUAUCCCUUCAACACUAUCCAGGACCGGUUGAUGCUACAACCAGAAGAUUACUCGUCAACUUUCUCGGCUUUUGGUAAAGUUCUUCGCGAGGAAGGUGUCCGAGGCUUGUACACGGGGCUGGGGCCCGAGCUUCUGCGGAUGGUUCCCAGCGCAGCUGCCGAGUUUUACGCCUACGAGGCCCUGAAAAGCAAGUUCUUAGAUCCCGCAACCAAAAACAUCGGAGUUGUGGCCUCACUCGCGAUUGGAGCUGCUGCUGGAGCUUUGUCCACGACUUUGACGUACCCCCUGGAGCUGGCAAGGAAGGAGUUGAGCUUGAGUGCUGUUCCUAACACCGCCUUGCACUUCUCCAGCACCUGGGACGUUUUGAGAGCUGUGUCUGCUCGCGAAGGAUUCAGAGGCUUGUACCGAGGACUCGAGCUCGACUUGCUCCAGAUUGUGCCACCAACGGCAGUGUCUUUUGCAGUUUAUGAGGUGAUGAAAAGAGUUCUGAUUGCAGUUGCCGAGGAGAAGAGAAACGAAGUCAAGUAGAAAAUGUUGCCGGGGGGAAAAGAAGCGAAGUCAAGUGGAAAAUUUGCAACGGAAUUGAUCUCCUUUAUUGACAUGCAUGUGUUUUCUUAGAAAGUAGAGCUUCCCUCAUCCUCUUCCUGCUGCAGUUUCAAGUUUAAAACGAGUGACUUCCUCUGUAAUGCCUUCUUACCUUUGGAGUAAAUUUCAAUGCAACCAUGACUUCUCCCU